Cladocopium goreaui is the source of this 759-nucleotide messenger RNA. The record is from the annotation of a GenBank genome assembly. Lineage: Eukaryota; Dinophyceae; Suessiales; Symbiodiniaceae.
AUGGCAAACAACGAUGAUGUGUGGAGCGGCUGGAGAGGACAUCGCUGGGACGGCUGGGACGGCUGGGACCGCUCCGAUGGCUGGGAGGGAUCCCAGUGGAGUUGGCCCAGCUCUAACCAGCAGAGCUCGCCGCCAGAGGCCGCCGUGGAGCCUCCGUCAGAACCGGUGAGGCCGUGGUGGAUGGAUUUGCCAGUUCCAGGGAUUCCAAGUCCCCGGGGCCGGCCAAGGAGGUGGGGCAGUGAGCAGCGAGGAUACGAUGAGAGUCACUCCCAGGUCUCCCAGGAAAUAGCUGAGCCGACUUCCGCUGCUGCGCGGUGGUUGGCUUCGGCUCCAACACCCGCGCCAUCACCUGCUCCAACACCUCCAGCAAAAAUUGUGGUCCUGGGAAUGCCCAAAUGUGGCACAACAUCCCUGCACGAGUCCUUCAAGAGAGCUGGCUUCAGGUCCGUGCACUGGGCUUUGGAUGCUGGGCAGGAAGUCAAGAAGGACACACGGCUGCGGCUCUAUGGGGAAGGGGCUGAUGAGCGCCUGUUGGGACGUUUGAUCACCAAAGCGGUUCAGCGGGGCUUGCCACCCUUUGCUUUGCUCCCGGGGGAGGUGGAUGCCCUUGCCGAAAUGAACGGGUGCCACUGGACGAGCAAACAGAAGGAUGCGGUUCAAGCCUAUUUUCCCCAGAUGCAGUACUUGCGGGAAAUCUGCAAUGCAUAUCCAGAUGCGCAUUUCAUCCUCAACUCUCGCAACCUGCAGGCCCAUUUAUAA